Messenger RNA from Microthlaspi erraticum, 2424 nucleotides. Lineage: Eukaryota; Viridiplantae; Streptophyta; Magnoliopsida; Brassicales; Brassicaceae. The record is from the annotation of a GenBank genome assembly.
AUGGAAUUCUCCACCAAGUUUAUCAAGCUUGUCUUGAUGUCGAAGUUGAAAUUUGGGACCGGUGGUGGGGUAAUGCCGGGACGAUUCGCUGGAAUCAUCCUGGUUCGCAUCCUGGUCGCUCUUGAGAGUGGAAAGAGGUACAUUAUCAAUUUUAUAGAUGAUUUCAGCAGGAAAUGUUGGACAUUUCUGUUGACUGAGAAGUCAGAGGCUCUUCAAGUCUUUAAAGAGUUUAAGGCUGGAGUUGAGAGAGAAUCGGGACAGCCUUUGGUGUGUCUCAGAACAGACAGAGGAGGCGAGUACUGUUCUAAGGCUUUUGAAGAGUUUUGCAGGGAGAAUGGCAUAAAGAGGCAACUCACAGCAGCAUACACACCACAGCAAAAUGGUGUAGCAGAGAGGAAGAACAGAAGUGUCAUGAAUAUGACAAGGUGUAUGCUACUGGAGAUGUCAGUACCAAGAAGAUUUUGGGCAGAAGCUGUGCAGUAUGCGGUUCAUAUCUUGAACAGGAGUCCAUCUGCUGCAUUAGGAGACAUCACGCCUGAAGAAAAGUGGAGCCAACACAAGCCAUCAGUGGAAUAUUUGAAGAUAUUUGGUUGUGUUGCAUUUGCUCUAGUGCCAUACGAAAGAAGAAUCAAACUGGACGAGAAAAGCGUGAAGUGUGUGUUGUUCGGGCUAAGCAAGGAAUCAAAAGCUUACCGUCUAUACAAUCCCGUCACAAAGAAGAUUGUGAUAAGUAGAGAUGUUCAUUUCGAUGAAACUAAGGGAUGGGAGUGGGAUGCAGAGUUGCAAAGCAAAGAGCUAUCUUGGAAUGAGCUAGUCACUGAAACAGAAGAAGUUGAGAAUCAAGCUGCAGAGAAUCUGAAUGAGCUUGAAGAACAGAAUGCAGAGACGGGGGAAGAAACAGAAAACGGAGAAGAAGAGAAUGGAGAAGAAGGAAACGAGGAAACAGAGACAACUCAGGAAGUAGUUGUCAAUGUCACACCUGCACGUGAAGGAGGCAGAAACAGACAAGCACCUGUCUGGAUGAAAGAUUAUGUGCCUAGAAAUGCAGGUUUCGUGAUUUCUGAAGAUGGAGAUGACAUCUUGGCAAUGUUUGUUGCAUCUGAUGAUCCAGAUUGUUUUGAAGAAGCAGUGCAACAUGAGGUCUGGAGAAAAGCAAUGGAGGCUGAGAUCAAAUCCAUUGAAGAAAAUUACACUUGGGAGUUGAUGGAAUUACCACUGGGAGCUAAAGUGAUUGGAGUAAAGUGGGUUUUUAAAACCAAGUUCAAUGAGAAGGGAGAAGUAGACAAGUUCAAGGCACGGUUAGUAGCUAAAGGAUAUCAUCAAAAGUAUGGCAUUGACUUUCAUGAAGUUUUUGCUCCAGUGGCAAGAUGGGAUACAAUAAGAUCGAUUCUUGCUCUUGCUGCGAAAAGAGAUUGGAGAGUGUAUCAACUUGAUGUCAAGAGCGCCUUUCUUCAUGGGGAGUUGAAUGAAGAUGUUUAUGUGGAGCAGCCUAAGGGUUUCAUACUUGAAGAGGAAUCCAAUAAGGUUUACAAACUGAAGAAGGCACUGUAUGGACUCAAGCAAGCACCAAGGGCUUGGUACAGUCGUAUCAAAGGGUACUUCAUGAAAGAAAAGUUUCAGAAGGCUUACUGUGAACACACUCUGUUCGUGAAGAGAAGAGGGGAUGAGAUUCUCAUCGUGAGCUUGUACGUGGACGAUCUGAUCUACACAGGGAAUUCAAACCUGAUGUUAGAUGAGUUCAAGGGCUCUAUGAUGAUGGAAUUCUCGAUGACGGAUCUGGGGAAAAUGAAGUACUUUCUGAGAGUUGAGGUUAUACAAGAUGACAGAGGCAUCUUCAUCAACCAGCAGAAGUAUGCUGAAGAGAUACUGGAGAAGUACGGGAUGGACACUUGCAACGCGGUGAAGAAUCCAAUGGUACCUGGCAACAAAUUAACAAAGAUUGGAGCUGGAGAAGUCGUUGAUGCCACAUCGUUCAAGCAGCUUGUGGGAAGUCUGAGAUACAAGAAGGGAGAUGAGGAGAAGCUUGUGGGGUUCGUUGAUAGUGAUUAUGCAGGAGAUACUGAUGAUCGGAAAAGCACAUCGGGAUAUGUGUAUAUGCUUGGAGGAGGAGCAAUCUUAUGGGCAUCAAAGAAGCAGCCUAUAGUCACGUUAUCUACGACUGAGGCUGAAUUUGUCGCUGCUGCUUAUGGAGCGUGUCAAGGAGUAUGGUUGAGAAACAUUCUUGAAGAGAUUGGAUAUGCUCAAGAGGAAGGUACAGUUCUAUUCUGUGACAAUAGCUCUACUAUUAAGUUGUCAAAGAAUCCUGUGCUACAUGGAAGAAGCAAACACAUUCAUGUGAGAUUUCACUUCUUGCGUGAGCUUGUGAAUGAUGGAGUCAUUGCGCUUGAUUAUUGUACUACUCAAGAACAGUUGUCUGUUGUCUGA